UGAGCCCUCCUCUUCGUGCGGCCCCUCUGUGCUGCGGCUGGUUCCACUACGUCAGCUCGUCCCGUCGCUGGUGAACAUGUCUGCGACGGGUCCAGGCGGCUGUGCCCCGGGACCCGGACCCGCCUCGGGAUCCGGGUCCGGGGCUUCUAACCCGCGAAAGUUUAGUGAGAAGAUCGCGCUGCACACCCAGCGACAGGCGGAGGAGACGGCCGCCUUCCAGGAGGUCAUGAUGGACAUCACCUCCACCAGGCUCCAGGCUCAGAAGCUCCGUCUCGCCAGGAGUCAGGGUCCGUACUACGGCGGCUCGUUACCCAACGUCAACCAGAUCGGCAGGAGCCCUCAGGACUAUCAGGGCUCCUUCCCCUCCACUCUGGAGUCCAGCAGGUCGACUCGCCAUCACGGCCUGGUGGAGCGAGUCCAGAGGGACCGCCGCUUCAUCUCGCCAGUCCGACCGUACCGCAACCGACCGGUGGACAACUCACCGUAUAACUCCGCCUACCUGUCACCGCCUCCUGACCCCAGCUGGAGAAGGAAUUGGUCCGGAAACUUCCCUGGGGAUAAAAGCCAGUCCUUCCGUCUCCCCACCACUGCACUCAACAGGUGAAUCCUCCUCAUCCUCCUCUUCCUCUCCUUCCUUCUUUCCUUCCUCCAGCCCCCACCCUGACCGUGACAGCGGAACAAGGAAUGUGGGUGAAAA
This is a messenger RNA of Paralichthys olivaceus (Japanese flounder), 697 nucleotides long. The record is from RefSeq and is a predicted model, not a curated record. NCBI's taxonomy places the organism in Eukaryota, Metazoa, Chordata, Actinopteri, Pleuronectiformes, Paralichthyidae.